AGAUGUUGAGACUUAGGGGAAGACUCUUGCCUAGUUCAGAGGUCUCCUCUUUUUCUCCUCUCCUCUACUGACAGAAUCUGGACUGGUAUGGCCUGGAGGUACUCACAACUGCUCCUGGUCCCUGUGCAGCUGGUGUUCCUGGCCUCAGUUUGUUGUCCAGGUGUCUGGGGGUCCACAGUUAUAUCUGAAGAGCUUCAUAGAAUGGUAGGACAGAACCUCUCCGUGCAGUGCCAGUACAAGCCUAAGGAGGGGCCCUAUGUGCUGAAAACGUGGUGUCGGCAAACAGCCCCAAGUAAAUGUACGAGAGUGGUCACUACCUCUGAGCCUCGGAAAGCAGCCAGGGAAUUACAGCACACAAUCUGGGAUGAUCCUGAAGCUGGCUUCUUCACCGUCACCAUGACUCAACUAACAGAGGAUGACUCAGCGUUCUACUGGUGUGGUCCAUAUUAUCCUUCCCUCAGAGAAGUAACUGUUCUCAGAAACAUCAGCCUGGUGGUGUCGCCAGCCCCAUCAACCCUUCCUUUACAGACGAUUGCUUGGCUUCCAGAAAGCACAGCAGCCACCAUCUUUAUGCCCUUCCCAGUUCUGACUUCCUCUCCCGAGGAGACCACUGACUCUUCCAUCAAUGGCACUGGGCACAGAAACCAAAGUUCCUCCUCUCCUGACUGGACUUCCCCGGGGCUUCUGGUCUCUGUGCAGUAUGGACUCCUCCUGUUCAAGGGACUGAUGCUGUCAGUUUUCUGUGUGCUCCUUUGCUGGAGGCGUGGCCAGGGACGAGAGUACAUGGCAGAGACGAUGGAGCUUUCAAAACUAUCUCACAUCUCCAAGUCCUUGGACACGGUUAGCCACAUCUCAGGGUAUGAGAAGAAGGCUAACUGGUACUAAGGCUACCCAGUAAGCAGAACAGGCCAUACUUCAGCUCUACCGAAGCCAUCAGGCAAGCCCACGAGAGACAACAGCCAGACCUGCACCUCAAAUCGCCAGGGCUAAUUGACACUCCAGUAUCGAGCACCCUCAGAGCUGUAUACCCUGUAGCCCAGACCUCCCCCAAGAGGACCAACCAUGGGGCAGUUCAUCUGCAACACCCAGCUCAAGUGCUUUCCCAGAUCUCCAGCCCCAGGCUUUUCUCACUCUCUCUCCUGCCUCCCUUGGCAUCACAAGCCUCAUAGGCUCUGUUUCCCAAGUGAGCUACUCACAAGGCCCCUACCUGUCCACUCUACUCACGUUCACAAGCUCACCUUCUUGGUUUGCUCUAGAUUUCCUAAAAUGAGGGGGUGACUAACUUAAAGGCUAACACGGGGAACCAAGAAAGGCUGUGUACUGCGGACCACAAACCGAGAAAGUCCAGAAGUUAAAGGGGGAAAAAAAGAGUUUUAAACAAGACCAAAACCUCCCCAAACUGACCCUUCAUGCAGCCACACAUCAGAGCUGACCGCCAGGGGUCAGUAUUGUGCUGGUUUACCCAGUGAUGCAAUUUCAUCCGCACAAAGUCUGCUUAUACAAAGAGGAGGGUUGGCUGGUGGGAGGAGGCGGGUAGAAUCCCUUAGGGAACAAAAAGAACGUCACAUCUGUAAAACAAGAAGAGUCCAGAGUGACGUUCAGGAGAGCCUGGAUACUGGCAUACGCUACUAACAACACGCUGAAUGUAACCACAGCCUUGUAACCAUAAAAAGGCCACUAUGACAGGAUCACAUUUUAUUCCUUUUUUUUUUUAUGUUAUGUGUGGGAGAAUAAAAUAUAGAUGUUUCUUCAUAGA
Mus caroli (Ryukyu mouse) is the source of this 1756-nucleotide messenger RNA. The record is from RefSeq and is a predicted model, not a curated record. NCBI's taxonomy places the organism in Eukaryota, Metazoa, Chordata, Mammalia, Rodentia, Muridae.